Messenger RNA from Babesia ovata, 1119 nucleotides. RefSeq lists its product as uncharacterized. The transcript has 3 exons. The record is from RefSeq and is a predicted model, not a curated record. NCBI's taxonomy places the organism in Eukaryota, Apicomplexa, Aconoidasida, Piroplasmida, Babesiidae. Bases 1 to 1119 code for a protein of 372 amino acids.
AUGUAUGCGAGCACUUCACGUGUGCACUCUUUGCCAAGGCCCGUUAGCGGGGCUACAUCGGCCGGACGCGACGGCCACUCUGCGACGUCGACCACACGGGAAGGUUUUACGGCGUCCAGGCUAUUCGGGGACGAAUUUGCGAGCACAACUAGGCAACGCAUCUUCAGGAGUUCUUCUAACUCACAGGAGGUGGUUUUGUUUGCGGUGCAUCCUCAAACCAUAGUCCGGCCACUGCGCCGAGCGGUGCGGCAGGUGUAUACCAGGCUGCUUGAGUGGCUAUUGGAUGUCCUGCAGCGCCGCGGAAUGCAGCGCAGGGUCGCACUUGCGCGACUCAAUCGCACUAGAUGGUUUGCCAAACUCUUCGACUACACUUCAGUGGAGAGGAUGCUGAAUAUCUUCAAGCUUUACUUGAGCCAAUCGGAUGCUUUGGCUGUGCCUCGGGAGUUUGUGGAUGUUUAUGACGCAUUUUCGCAUGAAAUAAAUCGUUAUUGCUUGUCGGAGUCGGUACGACCGCGGGCAGAGAGUUCACGAGGACACCGCGCAUUGGUCGUCGGAGGGAUCGAUUUUACCGAGGAGACACUGAAGAGCAUGACAAGAUCAUUCGAGCCGAUGCACCAUCCCUCGCACCAGACGCCUAUAAUGCCUAUGCACGUGCAAUCAGUGGGAUUACCAGGAUCUAUCGGUGCCGCUAAUGCAGGAGGCGUAGCGUCGCCGACGGACCCCAGCGGCACAUCUACUAACUACAGCCCAGAGGUCAGCAAAGCUGCGAUAAACCGCCGUUACCUGGUCAACCAGGACAAUCUCUCCGUGUUGGUCAGCAUGAUUUCACGCCUCCAGGGGAUUAUGAAGCAGCGGCAGAAGACCCUUGACGACCUCAAUAAGGAACGUCAGGAGUUGGCCAGUCGACUACGCGAGCGUAAACGUGCUUUGCUGGAGCGCUGUAUGGCAUUGACCGAACAACAUAUUCUUUCCGACUCUAAGGACUUGGAGAAAACGUUGCUCGACAUACAGCAACAGUUCGACGUAACUGGAACCAAUCGCACCGCUAAAGCUCUGGAGGAUAUUGAACACAAUAUGCACGUCAUCAGCCGCUGCGCCAAGUCACUAUCGUGGUUGUAG